Molecule: messenger RNA, 1631 nt
Organism: Exophiala oligosperma
Lineage: Eukaryota; Fungi; Ascomycota; Eurotiomycetes; Chaetothyriales; Herpotrichiellaceae
Exons: 1
Coding region: 179-1381 (400 amino acids)
Cellular component (GO): cytoplasm
Molecular function (GO): calcium ion binding; calcium-dependent phospholipid binding
Source: RefSeq, a predicted model, not a curated record
GGCAGCCUUGGCUGUAAGAUAAUAAACACCUUUAAUAUCUCUGCCGUGCUUGGGAAGAAAAAGGCAGACGUUCUUCCCUACUCCUCGUAUUCUUCCCGAGCUUUCAACUUACCCCUCCACAUCCCGCCUUUUUACUGUUUUCCCGAAAAGAUAUCCAUACAACCACAACAGUUUGCGAAUGUCAUACGGUCCUCCCCAAGGUCAACCUCCGUACGGAGGAGGAUACCCUCCUCAAGGUCCAGGUUACGGCCAAUUUCCUCCGCAGCACGGUGGUUAUCCUCCCCCUCCACAAGGAGGUUACGGUGGUCCGCCGCCGCCGCAACAACACUUUGGCGGACCACCACCCCCAGGUCAAUUCCCUCCUCCCCAACAGCAUGGCGGGUUCCCGCCACAACAGCAGCAAUGGGCUCCUCCGCCGGCAAUGCCCUCACCAGGCUAUGACCCCAGGGCGCAGGCGCAAGGUGACGCCUCACGCGACGCCGACGCUUUGAGAGCGGCGAUGAAGGGGUUUGGCACGGACGAAAACGCCCUCAUUCGAAUCCUGUCCAAACCGGACCCUCUACAAAUAGCGCUGCUGAGAACUACAUACAAUCAACGACACCGUCGUGACCUGGAAAGAGAUAUCAAGUCCGAGACUUCAAGGUACUUUUGUGAAGGACUGGUGGCGAUCGUCCAGGGCCCGCUCAUGCACGACGUGCACUCGGUCCACGGGGCGAUCAAGGGGUUGGGGACAAGGGAGGCGACACUGAACGACGUGCUCCUUGGACGCUCAAACGCAGACAUGCGCGCGAUCAAACAAGCCUACCACGAGACCUUCAGACGCACUCUCGAAGACGACGUGAAAGGUGAUCUCUCGAUGAAGACGGAGAGAUUGUUCAGCAUGGUCAUGGCGGCCACGAGGCAGGAAGAGUCUGCUCCCGUGAUCCCCCACGAACUCGAACGAGACGUGUCGGAGCUGCAUCGCACCAUGGACGCACGCAUCGGCACCGAUCAGAUCACUGUCUGCAGCAUCCUCGCCAAUCGAAGUGACGGCCAAAUCCGAGCACUGAGUCACCACUGGCAACAGAAGUAUCACAGCGAGCUCGAAAAGGUCAUUGCCUCGGAAUUUUCAGGCCACAUGAAGGACGCCCUGCUGCUCAUGGUGCGUCGCGCAUGUGACCGUGCCAUGUCGGAUGCGGUGCAGUUGGAAGAUGCGAUGGCCGGCCUUGGCACCAAAGACACCCUGCUUGUUCAACGGGUGGUUCGUGUCCACUGGAACAGAGCACACAUGGACCAGGUGAAGCGUGCCUAUGCUCAUCGGUACAAGAAGGACUUGAUCCAGCGUGUCAAGGGAGAAACUCGCAGCCACUACGAGGCCUUGAUGGUUGCUUGUUUGACGUGAUGAUUAUGUAGUGUUUUGUUUGGACUGUAUGGCGGAACAGACGAGUUUCUUCAUCUGUACCUGUCUUGACUCUCGUACAGUAGCGGCUUCACGGCAAGUAUGAGCACUUAAUAUGGGGAACAGUGGCCGGAAAGGGGGCUUUGUACAAUUUGCGAAAGUCACUAGUCUGAUACUCUUUGAAGGGCCAUCGGUGCCUUUGGGAGAUUUUGUUUGUAAAUCAUCCUUACCUCGGUUGAACCGGUUCACUUUA